Pimephales promelas (fathead minnow) is the source of this 1256-nucleotide messenger RNA. RefSeq names its product MID1 interacting protein 1, like (gene mid1ip1l). Gene Ontology annotation, cellular component: cytosol. Lineage: Eukaryota; Metazoa; Chordata; Actinopteri; Cypriniformes; Leuciscidae. Gene Ontology annotation, biological process: regulation of lipid biosynthetic process. The record is from RefSeq and is a predicted model, not a curated record.
UCUCCCCCUUGCUCUCACAGAAGAAGGGAACUUUCUUCUCUACUGGGACGAAAUAAAGCGUUGGCUACUUCGUCAGUCUUUUGUAGUUUACUAUUGGGCUAUACCAGUAAAUUACCAGGUUUCAAUCAGCUUUGCCAUGAUGCAGCUCAGCAACGACACACACUGCAACAAGCACUCGCUGCUCAACGUCAUGAACCGGUUCAUCGCCGCUGCCAACAACAUGGAUGAGACCAUCAUGGUGCCAAGCUUACUGCGGGACGUGCCUCUGGAGGACCAGGAGAGCCAAGCCUCUUUUAGCCACAACAACAACGACCCCCCUUUCUCCAGCAAACAGAGGGAUAUGUAUGAGCACUACUUGCUGGUGAAGUCCCUUAAGAACGACAUGGAAUGGGGCCUGCUGAAGAGAGAGAUGGGUGGUGGUGGUGCCAGCUUUCUAGAGAUGGCAGUGAAGCAAGAGGAGCCGCCGCAGGUGAACGGGGGAGCUGUGGAGGAGGGCAGUGAUCUGGAGGGCCAGUUCCACUACCACCUACAUGGACUGUUUACCGUUCUGUCCAAGCUCACGGUCCAGGCUGACCAUCUCACAAGUCGUUACAAGAGAGAAAUUGGCGGAGGUAGCCUUUUACGAUAAGAUUGAUUUUGUAACAUCUAAUAGACAAUUCAUGAACUGUUGGGCUGGGAAGUGAGUGUGCAGAUGAGGACCUAAAGGGCUCUAGAUUCCCCUCUGCCAUAAAGGGUUUUUUACCCAAAUUAGUUGGCAGUCUCUGGUGCUUUCAGGAGGUUUCCACUGGAAGUUAAAGGGCUAUGAGAGUAAAGUUUUUGUUUUGUUCUUUUGUUUGUUUGUUUUUUUUAACUUUCAGCAGCGUAAAUCUAUUCCAGCUAGUUUUGGGUUUUGUUUUCUUAACUCUGGAUGCCAAGUCAGAAAGCCCUUGACAUUUGUCAUUUUGAAGCUGUAGAAGAAUGUGAAUGCUGGUAAUUCAGUUCUUCAUAUUAGCCAAUUUGCCUUUUAAUGAGGGGGGUUUUAUGCAUUAAUGCUGCUCUUGUGCGCUUGUCCAUGUGUCAUGGCAUGCCUUCUGUCUUCACUUCCCACUUGUGCUGUUCAAAUAUGUGUGCUUGUCAUGCAUCGUUUCCUUUUGAACAGGACCUAUUCGAGUUUGUAAUGCCACUGGUUUUGUUUUUUGUUCUAAAAGAUUUCAAGUUUUAUAUUGUGCUGUUAUCUAAUAUAGUGACUUAUAAAUAAAGUAUUAUCUUAAACUGUC